CUUCAGAGAUGCAGCACUGUGUGUUUGCUAAGUUAGUUUGAUGCAGCGCGAGCGGCUGACCCGUGCUGCUUGGACGUGUCUGAGGGGCUUUUAACAUGUGGAAGAAAAACAAAACACCGGAGUAACUUUAAGGUUUUUAUCAAGAAAGCGCAGAGGAAAGUUUUACUGAGGACAGAAGUCGUCGGGAGGAAAGAAGUUGGAUAAUUCGCUCCAGAGGCCUGAGUGCCAUGCCAGAGGGGUCCCAUUCUGUUCUCUACCAGGGCCCAAUGGGGGAAGAAUCUCCUCAGUUGUCAUCGCCCCUCUCCACCGGUGAACAUGUCCAGGCAAACGUUGACUUGGGCCCAGACUGCUACAGCCGGCUAUUUGUGGAGCCACUGGACGGAGAGGGUGACCGUCCAGUGAGCCUCGUGUCCACCCUGUCCUCUGGGUCGUCCCGAGACAGCCGCAGCACUUUCGGGAGCACCGUAGCUCUUCCCUCGUCCACCACCCCACCUAUACAAAGCGAGGAGGACAUAGACUUGGAGCUGAGCCCAGCAGACAGCACCAGAGAGCGGAGUCCAACCCUCAGCUGCUCUAGGGGCCGCUGGCAGGAGCGGCUGGAGCCCCGGGUGAUCAGCCACCAGUGGAACAACAACAACGCCACCUCCAACAGGAAGGCCAGCGGCAAAGUACCUCAUAUCCACCACUCGCCUGUCGUCACGCACGCCAUGGCGCCCAACCCAAAGCUGACCUAUGUGGAUCGUGUUGUCAUGGAGAUCAUUGAGACAGAGCGCAUGUACGUCCAGGACCUGCGCAGCAUCGUGGAGGACUACUUGGCUUACAUUAUCGAUAUGAAUAACCUUCCUAUACGGCCAGAGCAAGUGUGUGGCCUGUUUGGGAACAUAGAGGACAUCUAUGAGUUCAACAGUGAACUGCUGCAGUCCUUAGACAUGUGUGAGAACGACCCUGUGGCUAUCGCCCGCUGCUUUGUAGAUAAGAGUGAACACUUUGAAAUAUACACUCAGUAUUGCACCAACUAUCCCAACUCAGUGGCAGCACUGACCGACUGCAUGGGGAGUAAAACUUUGGCCAAGUUCUUCAGGGAGCGACAGGCUGAUCUGAGGCGCUCCCUCCCUCUGGGCUCCUACCUGCUGAAGCCGGUCCAGAGGAUCCUGAAGUACCACCUGCUGCUCCAGGAAAUAGCGAGGCACUUUGACCCGGACGAGGAGGGCCAUGAGGUUAUUCAGGAGGCCAUAGACACCAUGACCGGAGUGGCCUGGUACAUCAACGACAUGAAGAGGAAACACGAACAUGCUGUCAGAGUGCAGGAGAUACAGUCUCUUCUGAUAAACUGGAAGGGUCCUGACCUGACCACCUACGGAGAGCUGGUGCUGGAGGGAACCUUUCAUGUCCUGCGGGCGAAGAACACCCGUACGCUCUUCCUCUUCGAAAGGAUGCUCCUCAUUACCAAGAAAAGAGGAGAACACUACGUCUACAAGAUCCACAUCUCAUGCGCCACCCUGAUGCUACUCGACAGUGCAAAGGAUCCCCUGCUCUUCAGUGUCAUCCAUUUCAAGCAUCCCAAGCAACCCCAUACUGUGCAGGCGAAGUCAGUAGAAGAGAAGCGUCUCUGGGCCCAUCACAUUAAGAGGCUCAUUCUCGAGAACCACAACACCAUCAUCCCACAGAAGGCAAAAGAAGCCAUCCUGGACAACUCUAACUAUCCGGGGAAGUACCACUAUAGUCCUGAGAGGCUGAAGAAAACAGAGUCCUGCAAUUCUGACGACUUCCAUGAUGCAGGGAGAAAUGGGAGAAGGAGAUCAGAGCCUGCAAAACAAAUCAUGAGGACCACAAAAGCUGUUUUAAAGCACGCAGACAGUGAGGGUGCACUGCUGGGGGAGAGGUGCUCCCUUCAGCCGGACACUAGUGUCAGUGUGCUGGCCUCCAGUGUAGGCGAGGAGAGGUCAUGCGUGGAGAGUCUAAUUCCCAGAAGGCACUCUCUGGAGCCCCUAAGUCCUACUAACAGUGACCUGAAACUGGUCUCUCUGGAGCUGGAGAAGGCAGAAGAGGAAGAGGAGGAGAGUUACAUGGAGGAUAUACUGAUGGGAGACGACCAGGUAGCCGACUUUGCCAGCUCAGUGCUGGCGGCCAUCUCCUGCUGGCACUAUAGAGCCAGGGCUUUGCUUUCUACUCACUUCACAACGGAUGAUCAGAAUAAAGAUACGGCUGAACUGAAAACUACACGGACGGAGGAGGUAGAAACUCACAGCCAGGAGGAACAACAUGUGGAUGUGGCUGCCAAAGAAACUCCUGCCACACAGGCCAAUGUGGAGGAGCUGUGCCCUCCAGAUCGUGUCCCUCAAGUGAAGAAGAGUGAUCAUCAAGAGGUGCAUCACCCCCAGCGCCCAGAAUCCCCCGUCUCCCCUCUCCAACAAGAUGACGACACCCAAGAACCUCUAGAUACCUCGAGAGAAACUGUGGAAGAAGGAGAAGGAGAGAGUGACUCCUCCGUUCUCCAAGUGGAUGAAACGAGCGUACUGACGAACGGGGAGCUUUCAGAGGAGGAAGAGGAGGGUCUCUCAGACGAUAAAAGCAUCCUACCUUCCUCUGUGUUGGACCAGUCCAGCGUGAUAGCAGAGCGCUUCAUCAGCAGCCUGUCCAGGAGGAGCAGCCUGGUCUCAGAGGACUUGGGGUCCCUCGCCUGCCCCUCGCCCUCAGUAGAAAAUGAAGUCUUAAAAAGCCCCUCAGCUUGCAUGGACUUAGAGCAACACGCCCGGAUGUUGGCUCAGUCGUCUCCAGAGCAUCAGGUGACCUCAGAGACUGAUCUGUCAAUGCCUACAAACGAUCCUGAACUGCACGCUCUGAUUGAAGGGGAACUCGGGUCCACUCUCUCCAAACUAGACCGCCUCCUCAUCCGCAAGAUCAGAAGAUACUACGAGCACGCCGAGCACCAAGACGCUAACUUCAGCAUCAAGCGCAGAGAGAGCCUCUCCUACAUACCAGCAGGUCUGGUCCAGCAUCUGAGCCGACAGCUCAACAGUGUUCCUCAGGAAGAAGGUACCCCGGUCAGCAGGAAAGGCCUCUCUCGCAACCGGCCCACUUCCUGGUCAGUGUUUGACCUUCCUGGCUUGGAAAAGAAUCGGAGCGCUGGCACUCCUCAAAAGACUGAACCACAGAGGGCAGUGGGAGCCAAGGCUAGGUCUCAGAGCAUUUCUGAGGCCUCAGCCAGCACAGAAGAAGAGUUCCGACCUUCAUCAGAAAUGCACAAGGUUUGGCAAGAAAUGGAGAUGGCGGAGGAGAACGAGCACAUCCUGCAGAGUGCAGAGGAGAUGCUUAGCGACUCGAGCUUAGAUGUGGCGCAGGAUACCAGCGCAGACCUUUCAGACAUUAAAAUCAAUAGGCAACCAUCUCUGAUUUUAGAAGAGUCUGAAAUAAGCUCCGCCUCAGAUCUCUCCCCCAUCUCAUCUCCUACAACAACCUUUCCAGCCCUGGAGGGAGGAUCCAGUCAGGACUCUACGUCUCAAGACAAGAGCCAUGCCGACCAGGCCCAACUACCCAGGAUCACAAGCUUACGGGCAAGUCUGGACGAGGACCAGAUCCUGCAGGACAUGGGGAAGAUGAAAAACAAGGUGUUCCAGCUCGCACGUCAGUACAGUCAGCGCAUCAAAAACAACAGACCAUUGGUCUGGCAGAGGAACCGAGAAAAAGCGAAUCAACAAGCCUUCAAGAGUUUGCCUGCAGUUCAAGAAGAGAAAGUACAAUUGAGGAAAAAGGGUAACCCCAACCUGAGAUUGCCCUUGAACAUUUGCAAUCAAGCGGUCAUCCAUGAGGAGCGUUCUCCAAGUCCGGAGAAGACCCCCAGCUCUGCAGCCAGCCCACAGAGCCCGCCCCCGGAGACCGAGGCCUUCCAUUGGCCUCACGUACAGGAGCUGCGCACCAAAUACACAGACCCCUCCCACUCCUCCAGAGUAACCCGUAGCUGCACGGCCCCAAACGGGCUGCUGGAGUGCAGCACAGAGCGGUGCAAUGGCUGCUCACACAAGUACAGCAGCUCCUCUGACCUCCAUGGCGCUCCGACUGACUCCCUCAGCCCACAGUCUGAAUCGGGGAACAAAGAAAGUUGUGCUGUGGAGGAUUGGGCCCAGCCCCUGCUGUGCAGGUGGAGCUCCUUAGACCACAUGUUAGGGUCUCUUCCACUCAAUGAAGUACAGAACCUUAAGGACCCUGUGAGGACCUGCCUGUCAGUCAGUCAGGUGUCUCUGACAAAAAGAGAAACAGGCAAAGAUUUGGACAGCGUUCUCCACGAGGAGCUGGACUAUACCAAUAAGUCUGCUGCGCCGGGUUCAGGGAAAAUUACAGAAAGUAAUCUGGUGAAAAGCUUACGAGAGAAGUUCCAGAGCUUGACCACCAGCUCAUGAUAUACGAUUUAUGAACAUUUUUAUUAUCAGGGACUAUCAUGUGAAAACAUUGUCUGCCUGACACUUCCUGCCCUGUUUCUUUUUUACCCCCAAAAGAAUGCAACUUGUCUGCACAUUGUUUUCACUAUAGGUCAUGGUGAUGAUGUUUGCACCAGUGAAACUCAAAGGGAUAUUGGUCUUUGGUGAGGCCAAUAAGUUGCAUGCAAAUUGUCUUUAAAUAGGAGUAUUGCAAUAUUUGUACAUUGGGUAUUUGUUUGCACUGUACAACAGAAGUUUAUGUAAAAUGUGUAUAUAGUCCCUAGUAUCAAAUUGAAGAUUAGGUUCUACUUUAUUCUUAUUCUUAUGAUAUGCAUCCAUUUGGUUUCCUCCCACUGUUGGUGAUUGUUGCUAUAAGCACCAUAGCACUAUUUUCAUUUAAGAUGUCGACUGCCAGCUGGAGUUUGAGGGGAAGCAAAAAGGUUUGAGCACAAAACCAAAGAGGUUUUUUUUUUUUACAUUUCACUUUAAUGCAUGUCACAGCAGUAACUUGCUUCUACGUUAACUGUAGCUGCUUCUUAACCCCUUCUCACUUAAUGUAUCACUGGAGCUUUUAUUUUUCUCAAUAAGUUGUAUAUUUCCUCUUUAAUAUUAUUUAUGAAACUGUACAUUUUUGAGAAAUUAGCCUUAUGUAAAUACUGACCCGUAGCAAGCCUUUUUACUUUUCCAUUCCAGAAAAUAUAUUGUUUCAUACUUGAAGUUUCCCAUAUUUCCAAUAAAAACAGAAAUGGUAAGUGUCCA
Messenger RNA from Gymnodraco acuticeps, 5174 nucleotides. Its product is annotated as pleckstrin homology domain-containing family G member 3. Lineage: Eukaryota; Metazoa; Chordata; Actinopteri; Perciformes; Bathydraconidae. The record is from RefSeq and is a predicted model, not a curated record. The coding region runs from base 228 to 4397 and encodes 1389 amino acids. The transcript is spliced from 19 exons. Gene Ontology annotation, molecular function: guanyl-nucleotide exchange factor activity.